Nematostella vectensis (starlet sea anemone) is the source of this 5189-nucleotide messenger RNA. RefSeq lists its product as uncharacterized. The record is from RefSeq and is a predicted model, not a curated record. The coding region runs from base 42 to 4445 and encodes 1467 amino acids. NCBI's taxonomy places the organism in Eukaryota, Metazoa, Cnidaria, Anthozoa, Actiniaria, Edwardsiidae. The transcript has 30 exons.
CCGGUUUGCAAUGCAAUAACCUUGAGUCAGGGGCUCAUUUAAUGAGGAUAUUGAUAGUGCUCACCACUCUCCUCGCCACCUGCAGCGCUUCCAAGUCUUCUAGUAUUCCACUCUACAGAAAGGACCUUCCUUACUGUGCGUCUUCGCUUGUGUAUCUCAGUGGAGAUGACAAGGUCCGUGAAGUGUGGUCUAUCAAGGAUGGCGGUGACUACACGCUGGACCUUCGCACUCACACAAGCUCAUACUGUCCACAUGACCGGAAUGUCACUGCUGUGCAGUUUGACUUAGGGCGCAUGAAGCGGAUAGCUGGGGUGUUAGUAACAGGCAAACGGCAAGAGGAGACCCCCCUGGAUAAAUACGACAUAGACACCUUACCCCCCUGGACGGAAGAUAUGUGGGUAUACUACGCCACACACUACACUGUGGAGCACAGUCCCGACUCUCGAAUAUGGACCGAGAUUAAGGACGAGUUAGGAAAUCCAAGGCAUUUUAAAAUGACGCAAAGCUAUGAAGAAGCAGCCGCCAUUAAAAGUAAAUGGGAAAUUUUCAUACGAGCUCACCUGCAAACAUUCGACCCUAACAUUCACGCACGCUUCAUCCGAAUCAACGUCCAGGCGUUUAUCAAGAAAGGCUGCAUUGGGCGCGUGGAUGUGAUAGGCUGUGAUUCAGACUUGUCUACCAACAACGUGCAGCGCGUGGAAGUGGCCGAGCCGUCUAAGAUUGAAAGAGGUGAAUGCAGUCAUGUCAGUACUCUGGGGAUGCAGUCUGGUGAAAUUACCGACGGACAAAUUGAAGCAUCAUCGUUCGACCACUAUUCAUACCCCGGAUUUGCACGUUGGGACAACCCUCACCAAAUGCAAUGGUGCGCCAAUACAUCACACGACAAGAGCCCAUGGAUCAUGGUGGGCUUUCCUACAUCAAGGUUCCUCACCAAAGUCCUUUACAAAGGGGAGAUUAAAGGCUAUAAAGUGGACAUUGAGUUGACCUUAGACGGGAAAACCUGGACCAAGUACGAGAGUCGGUCGCGCAGUUUUUUUUCUGCGACACUGUGUUGCGGAUUCCACGAGGAAUUUUACAUCUACCCAGUGAUCAAAGUCCGUUACGUUCGACUCGCUUUCAAGAGGGACUGGUACGGGCCGUACAAAGCGUGCGCCAUGUUUGAAGUGUUUGGAUGUUCAGCGGAGACCCAAACUUUGUCUUGGUUCCCGCCAUUGAUCGCUCGAGUCAAGCCACAUAUCGAGAUCUCGCCCGGUACAUGGGACCGCAAGGAUGUGCGCUACAUGGCGAUGGGGGAAGAUCCAUAUCUCUCAUACUGCUUCAAGACCAGCAAAAUAUACUUCGAUUUUGGCAAUCCCUCCUUCAAAGAACCGACGUACAAUCGUGUCGAGUUCGACAUGAAGAAGAUGUUUGCCUUAACUAAAGUCAUCAUCAGGGGUGACCUCAGUCCGUCCAAGGAAUGCGGUCCAUACGUCAAGAGUAUGGCUAUCAUGUACAGUAUGGACCGUACCACGUGGACCAUGGUCAGGUAUUACAAUGGCAAGAAUGACUGGAGGCUCCGAAUUAAGGUCCAUCCCGCCGUUAAGAGCGAGUGCCAGGUAGCGACCGUCCACGUGGUCCCAGUAGCAGUAGGCCGCUUUUUCAAGUUUGUACCCGGGCACUACGAUAAGCACUUCCAGUGCUGGAAAAUUGAAAUGAUGGGCUUCGAGCCAGGUGUGCAGCCAAUUCCGCCCCGAACACCGAGAAAAAAUAAUCCCGCUUGUAACGAUGCCCUCGGCAUGGAGAAUGGCGCGAUCAAGGCUUCCAAGAUCUCGGCUACGUCAUCGCAAACUGGCGCCCAGCCUUCCCAGGGGAGGCUUAACGGAGGUGGGGCCUGGUGCCCAGACAAGAUUCACCAUGUGCACACGUACACGGCAGCCAACAACUCUCUAGAGAUCGACUUAGAAAAAGAGUACAUCAUAGACGGGUUUGCAAGCCAAGGUCACAUGAAAACGGAUGACCCUCGGUGGGUGAUGGCUUACGUCGUCCACUACAGCGAAGAUGGAGCUUCGUGGGACAUCAUCAAAUCAAGCGAGAAUGACUGGGUGUUUCGCGCAAACGCUGAUUGUUGCGGGGUAGUGCGCCAGUACCUGAACCCUCGCGUGCGCGCGCGGUACGUGCGGUUCGUGCCCGUGGCGUGGCACACGUGGCCGUGCAUGCGUGUUGAGAUCUACGGCUGUUUGGAUGGAACUUCAUACAAGUCAAGACUAUUUAAGAAGCUUAGAGAUCUAGAGACACAGAAAUUGUUCUUGGCGCAUUUAACACCUAACACGCCACUUCACUUCAACUGCGGUGACUACGAAACAUGGGGAAAAACCAACUAUCUCAAGAUAAAUCUUGAUCGCGAGAAAAGCAUCUGGUAUCAGAAGGCUUUUGGUCGGGAUUUUCCUAUCGUGGAGAAGACGCUUUCGCUCGCUACUAACCAGUUUCCUAGCGAAUUUGGUAGCAGACACUUCAUGUGCCGUGGGCGCACUCGAGACGGAAUGGACAUCUUCCAUCAGCAUUUGAUUGUAGUUCCUGAUGGACCCAGAAAAGCAUCAUGGCUCACACCCAUCGAGAACAUGAAAACCAAUCCGUCAUCAGUUAUUCCUCAAGUGGUUGUCAUUCAGCGGUUCGACCCGACGUACGACGGAGGUUUUCCUGUCUGGUCUGAGCCCGCAGUCGUCAAAGCGGUUGGCAACACGGCUUCGCUAGCCGUAUUUGUCCUUGGUAUACCAUAUUACCCGAUGAUUAUUCACAACUGUUUGGUGGAGAACCGCCUCUCCGAUUGGCAUCUCACACAUCUUGGCACCGUCGCAAGAAAUGACACGCAAGCAUGCGCACGACUGGCCUUAUCACGUGGGUACGAGUAUAUGAUAAUCCUAGCUGAGACAGAGUGCAUGUCAAGCUGGUACAUGCCGCUGGCUACAUCUGCUCACAGGCUCCGAGAUGAAGGGCAGUGCAGGCUUGAACCGAGGGCGUAUUUCAUUCAAGCGACUUUCGAGGAGUACAACAUUGCUUGGUAUAAAAGAAUCGAAGACGAUAAAUACCCUUGGAAGCGUCUCUUCUCAUAUCCCAUCAGACCUCGGGACAAGUCCUCAUCUCACAUCUUCUCGGUGGCGGCCAAUGGACAUAUACUGCAAGAGAGAGUGAGGCCUUUUUCAUAUGGGGGACACUUCCAAACUUUCGACAAGGCGCUCUUUGGUGAUACAUACACAGGAAGCCAUGUGAUGGACAUCCGGGACAUUACGGUAGAAGAUCUUGGGGCUUACAAGUUUGAAGUUACUGUGCCUUCGCGGGGGGUCCGAAAUGAGGCCAUUAUACUGUUGCAACACGAAGGUGGACCUUCCAUUGAUCUCCCUGAGCGUUACUCUGCAUGCGAGGCUGUCCCAGGGCCGCUGACCGUCAAACCUGUAGAGGAUAACCUUUUAGAGCCAGAAGAGCUGCAAGUACAAGCCUGGUACUUCUCGUUUCUGAUUGGGGAGGAGCUGCAACGAUGGACAACCACGGACGAUAUUUCAUUCAAGUGGGAAGGCAGGUGGAGAGAAAAGUUUGUUUGGACUCAUCCACUCCCCAUCGACAACGGAAAGUUCAUUGAAGUUUUUGUCAAGAAUCAUUACGGGAUGGCUUCAGCUCUUGCGCAGAUCGAAGUUGCUCCAGUGGACGAGACACCGUAUCCAGAGUGGGUGACCCCAUCCCCCUUCCAGGCUAUCGACGGUUUCUCUCAGCUUCUUGAGGUCAAGCUGCGAUCCGACAAACAACUCGAAUCGGUCACAUGGUUUCACGACGACAAGCCGAUUGAAGUCGCGACCGAUCGUUACGCCUUCCCAGGAUCAACAGCGGGUAUUCGCACCAAGCUCAAACUUGUCACAAUUGACGAGAAGACGCCAGGAAAUUAUAAAGUAGUCAUCACCGGCAAAUACUGCCAGUUUGAAAGGAGCAUCCACGUCAAAGUCAUCGUCGUUCCCAGGGUGACUUUCUUGCCACGAGCCGACUUUGUUGUUGCCAAGGUAAACGACAAAGAAGUAAUCUUCAACGCCACGGUAAAAGGCGGCAACCCUAAACCAAAGAUGCAAGAGAUGACUUGGCGCAAAGGUGAAAAUAAGAUGAUUGCUUCAUACAGUGGCCGAAUCGUCCUGUUUACUACCCUGGAUGAGCAGAGUAACUGGUUCUCUGUACUGAAAAUCAGCAAGCUCCGAGCAACCGACACGGCACAGUACACGUUUGAGAUAAGCUCUGGGCCUGCUAUCACCAAAAAGACUUGGCAGCUUAGCGUCCGCGAGACUGGAGCAGUGAACACAACAUAUUUCCCAGCGGGUGAACGCCCAUCCAAGAUAGCAGACCACUCUUUCAGCAGCCCAAAACCAACAAGCUCUUACAAUACGAUUAUCCUUCCCUUUACAAUUUUGCUUCUUUUGAUUUUAAAUUAAGUCGCUAUCACAAUAAAUAAUCAUUUUAUCUCCACACACCUAAGAUUACAAGACAAACUUACAAAAAGACUACUUACAAUAAAGAAACUUCCCCCCCCCCAAAAAAAAAGCACUAACAAUACAAUUACACUUCUUAGGCCUCUGCUUUUAGCAGAGGGCACAAGUCGCUAUCAAUUAAACUAUGUCAUUUCUAAUCUAAUUUUCUAUUUAUCUAAUUAUCUAUUUCUAUAUAAUUAUUUAUUUCUAAUUGCCUUUUCCAACAUCUUCCCAUACCUGUCACUCUCCAAAAAUCUAAAGGCUUGAGAAUUUUUUGGGGGGAGGGGUGGGUUGGGUAUACCCACACUGGCGUUUGCCAUAUAGAAGGCUCUCACGCACAAAUCCACUUAUAGAUCUCACAAGAAUGUUAGAUAUAUUGUGCUCGUAAGGGAAUUAUUGCUUUAAUUAUUCAAUAGAAAAAAGGCAAAAUGUUGGUUUUCUAGUCAAUAAUAAAAAGUGGUAAAAAAGUGAUUAAAACGCUAAAAAGUGGGAGAUAUGGUGCUUCACCCGGGAGAGCGAGAGAAGAGGUCUAAAAUCUUGAGACUCCUGACUAAUGAGGGAGAGUUGACAGGUAUGCCUUCCACUUGUGCUAAUUUGCAGUUAUUGUUGUAAUGAUAAGAUUAUAUGGUGCGUUAUGACUCAGUAUUAAGUAGCUUACCAACAGGCAAAUUACAAUUUAAAAUGAAUGCUUAAAAGAUGACAAUUUCA